Messenger RNA from Phytomonas sp. Hart1, 631 nucleotides. The record is from the annotation of a GenBank genome assembly. Lineage: Eukaryota; Euglenozoa; Kinetoplastea; Trypanosomatida; Trypanosomatidae.
AUUGAAAGAAAAUAAUAUUUGUAAUAUUUAUUGUAGUGUAUCCUUUUAUUAAUUUAAAGAUCUUUUAUGUCUUUAUUUCAUCCCCGCGAUGCGUUUAUAUUUCACCAGGAACGAAUCCAGCGAAUAAACGAGGGCGAUGAAGUCGACACAUCGGCUGUACAAAAGGUUCAAAUCGAUCUUCAGCACAUUUCUGAUACUGAAUCAACUGCCCUGUUUACCUUCUCUCAUGAAGAUCACACAUUAGGUAACCCACUUCGUCAUGUGCUCAUGCAAAACCCGGAGGUUGCUACGGCGGGUUAUUCCAUUCCUCACCCCUUAGAACCGAAGAUGCUCCUGCACGUGCAAGCAACGGAUUACGCGGUGUAUGUCGUUACGGCCGGGCUAGAGCGGCUGGCCUCCAUUUGUGAUGAGACUUUGGCGAACUUUAACGCCUGCGUGGCGAAGCCGGAAGAGGAAGCCGCAACAAGCUAGGCCUUAAUUUACACCAGCGUUGAAUUUCCACCUUUUAGUUUGCAUUGGGUGGGUGUUGAAAAGAAUGAGUGGAUAAGUGCGCUUACGUUGUUAUAGGGGUAGCUAUUUAAUAAUAAUGCAUUACAAAUAUUUUGACGUGUAAAGAAGCGAUUUUUUUAAA